This is a messenger RNA of Engraulis encrasicolus (European anchovy), 576 nucleotides long. Its product is annotated as immunoglobulin kappa light chain-like. The record is from RefSeq and is a predicted model, not a curated record. NCBI's taxonomy places the organism in Eukaryota, Metazoa, Chordata, Actinopteri, Clupeiformes, Engraulidae. The transcript has 3 exons. Bases 1 to 576 code for a protein of 191 amino acids. Gene Ontology annotation, molecular function: immunoglobulin receptor binding; antigen binding. Gene Ontology annotation, biological process: complement activation, classical pathway; antibacterial humoral response. Gene Ontology annotation, cellular component: blood microparticle; extracellular exosome; immunoglobulin complex, circulating.
AUGAGGAAGAGGAGACUGCUGAAGAAGAGUGGGAUCAACAUCAUUGCUGCUGUAGGUGCUGCUGUCUCAGUUGGAGCCUUCAGCUGUGCCAAGAGCAUUUAUGGGAACCCAACAUGCGCUGCAGAUGCACACAGCUCUCCAUCAUCCACAUUCAACAGCUGCUUAUUGCAACCUCCCUUUCACCAAUGGUCAUUCAAGCGUGAGGAGGUUUUUGUACAGCCUCUCAAUGAGCUUGUUUCACUGUGGUACACGUUUGGUAGAGGCACCAGACUGGAUGUUGUUGGCACCACCAGGCAGCCCAGUGUGACGGUGCUGCCUCCCUCCAGAGAGGAGCUGUCCAGUGGGGGCUCUGCCACACUGCUGUGCCUGGCUGACAAGGGCUUCCCCUCAGACUGGAGCCUGAGCUGGAAGGUGGAUGGCAGCAGUAGGAGUGGAGUGGCCAGUGCUGGGCUCAUGAAGGACGGUGUGUACAGCUGGAGCAGCAGCCUGACCCUCACUGAUGCUGAGUGGAGAGGAGCCACCUCAGUGGUGUGUGAGGCCAGCCCAAUAUGGCCCAGCUGCGUCUUGUCCAGCUAA